AUGUGCGUUCAUCUCAACAGCGUUCCUAUGAUCUGCCUACUUCUGGCGGCCGGUGCAGAUCCGUCGCUCAAAAAGAACAUUGCCCUGCACGUGGCUGUAAAACAGCAUCAUCUACCCAUCGUUCAGCUGCUGGUGGAACAAAGCGACAAAUUGGAGUACCAAUGGCGUAGUCGACUUCGAUUGAUUGCAGAGAAUCUGCGUAUUCUGACAGAGGCUCGCCGGACGAGACGGCCACAGCGCCCUAGUGCACGAGCUGUUCCCCCUCUCGAUGCCACGCCGCCGAAACGCCAAAAACUGUCAGAUCGUUGUUCUGUGGACCUGGCCUUGUUGAAAACAGCUGUACGAUCCAAGGCGUGGGAUAUUGUCACUUAUCUCCUGCAUACAAAAGGUCUAAUACCAGACGUGGACACACUCAAAAUCAUGGACAAGUAUGGUAUGCACUAA
This is a messenger RNA of Malassezia pachydermatis, 444 nucleotides long. RefSeq lists its product as hypothetical. Bases 1 to 444 code for a protein of 147 amino acids. The transcript has a single exon. The record is from RefSeq and is a predicted model, not a curated record. Gene Ontology annotation, molecular function: protein binding. Lineage: Eukaryota; Fungi; Basidiomycota; Malasseziomycetes; Malasseziales; Malasseziaceae.